Lobosporangium transversale is the source of this 465-nucleotide messenger RNA. RefSeq lists its product as hypothetical. Bases 178 to 465 code for a protein of 95 amino acids. The record is from RefSeq and is a predicted model, not a curated record. Lineage: Eukaryota; Fungi; Mortierellomycota; Mortierellomycetes; Mortierellales; Mortierellaceae. The transcript has 2 exons.
AACCACGCAGACCGAUAUGAAAAAGAGCGGUAUCAAGUUAUAGAGGCACUCUUGGCUAUAAAAGGCUGUUCUUUUGGUCUUCUUAACCAUCAAGUCAGCCAACAUCCUCUCUCAUAACAACAAAACAGGCACAACGAUUAUAACAAAAAUAUAGCACUUGUAUAACUUGCUAUCAUCAUGACUGGGAUCUCCGAUACUUUCCACUCUGCUGUCGGUAGUGCCAAGAAAGGACUAGGCAAGGCUGUUGGCAGUGAACAGCUUAUCGCUGAAGGUGCCGCUGAGAAGGCCAAGGCUGAGACUCGUGCUGCUACUGGCUCUGCUCAGCAGCAGGCACAGGGGGGUGUCUCUGAUGGUAUCGCUGGCAGAGCAAAGUCGCCUGUCGAUGCCGCUACUGGCAGUACUGCCGCAGAGGCUCAGUGUCAUAUGCAAGAGACAGCCGGCGAUGUUCGCAGGGCUGUCAACUAA